CUAAAGGACAUGUCGGCCAAGCGACGCGCCUCCGCAGGACCCCAACACCAUCAACCCCACCACCAAAGCCACCAGUUGUCCGCGGAGCAGCAGAGAGCUCGCAGCCAGAGCCUGGCGAGUUCGUCGUCCUUCCUGGAUGGCUGGCGCGACCGGAUGCCGUUCCUGAAACGCCGCCAAACCAUCGACCACUCCCGCCAGAGCCAGCCACUCAUGGAGGAGGGCGGGGAGAACGCUGGUCAGGCCAAAUCCGCGCCAGGUGCCGUCGACAGGCCGACAUUGAUGACGACCAUUGCGGAAGAUGUUGCCGAGACAGGAACGGCAGCAGCAUCGCACGCAGCUGCAACAUCCGACGCAGCAGCAGCAGGAGGUGCAACUGGAGCGGAGGAGGGCCAUCCCAACGGCAUGGGCACUGUCAUCGUUCGCAUGGAGAGAGCUGGACAACAGCACAUGGCCGAUGAGGCGCUUUAGGUUAAACCCUUCGAGUCACACAACAUCUCAUAGUUUAAGCCACAGUUAUACCAAAACCGAAACAGGUCGAGAACCCAAAAACCAAACCCCACCAAAAGCUACAGCCCAUUGAAUCCAGUUAGCAUCGCCAGGCAUGUUCCUGAAAUAUCUAGAGUUUCUAAAAUAAAUAAACGGGUGUCUAAAAGUGGGCAAUGUCAUUAAGCAUUAAUUUUUAGAUUCGCCAUUGUCGUUAAAUAUUCAGAGGCACUGCCCUUAAGCAAUCCCAGCUAAAACCUUAAAAGUAACAUUUUCAUUAGCCAAGUUAGCAUUUUUCUUAAAUUUUUUACACUAUUUUGAGACACCCGAAAUAUUGCUACGAAACUUUCGGAAAACUUCAAAGCACCCAGAAUAAGUUCCUUAGCCAGCUAGGCUGAUGUAUAUUUUGCAACAAUUUGCGCCAUGCUAAAUGUUAAGUUUUAAUAGUAUAUACAGAGCAGUUUUCCUUGGUUUCCUCAGAAUGCGAAAUGCGAAAUAAAUUUCAGCCUUUUGCCGGCAACGGACCCACUUGAAUGAGAACAUAUUUAUUGUACCUAUGAAUGUAAGAAUUUAUGUGGAUAUUAAAUAUCAUUGUUGUCUUAAGUGUUAAGUGUAUCCUAGGACUAGUGCCCCCAACUCCCUCCUCCCAAAAAAUAUAUAUAUAUCUCUCUCUCUCUGUGGUAAGCUGAGCUUUCUGGCAAUCGCUUUUAGUGUGGGUAUGAAUGUACGCAAAUGUAAUAAAAUUUUAAUUAUAUCUACGUAUGCUAUACA
Drosophila mauritiana is the source of this 1254-nucleotide messenger RNA. RefSeq lists its product as uncharacterized. Bases 10 to 468 code for a protein of 152 amino acids. The record is from RefSeq and is a predicted model, not a curated record. The transcript has a single exon. NCBI's taxonomy places the organism in Eukaryota, Metazoa, Arthropoda, Insecta, Diptera, Drosophilidae.